AUGGCAUUUCUACUGGCACUUUGUAAUAGAUUUUGCCAUCUGAUCAGUUUAGGUAAUAUGAUGGAUCUGUGCAUGAGCCAAUUUACUUCAAGUGACAGAUUAGUUUCUGCUGUUUUCUAUUCUUUCUAUGCUCUAAAUCCUUCAAAAUGGAAUGGAAAGCCUUCUGGAGGGCUGCAUGAACUAGCAAGGGCUUUAGGUUUGAUUACCCUAACUGCCUUCUCUCCGGAGCCAUACUUAUCACCUGAUUCCUUCCACAAAGCCCUUGUUUUCGCGUCGUUAGAGGUGCCCUUUUUUUUACAAAGGUUGUCUUCGCUAUCUUUCGUGGCAGGUCAACCUAUCGGGUAUCAUACCUCAUGGCCUUUCGUUGCCCUAUCUCCUGGUCGUUUGUUUCGUCAGUAUGCCAUACUUGGUGACGAUGUUGUCAUCGCCAAUGAGAAGGUUGCCUCAGUUUAUGAAGACAGCUUCUCAAAAUUAGGGGUAUCUUUUUCUUAUCAUAAAUCGUUGAUCUUUAUCUUUAAUACAGGCUGUGCUGAGUUUGCUAAGCGCUUUCGUGCCCUUAGUAAAUUGACUCACACUAGGUCUAGAUCUUUAGAUCGAUUGUACCUAAUCUAUAAUAUGGACCAAGCAACUUAUCCCACUAGAUCUUUGGCUAGGGCGGGGUCGUCCAUUGAACCAUAUCUUCGGGGGCAUCCCCUUAUCCUUCUACGUAAUAGCAAAUUCUAAUGAAUUGAUUCCCGAGGGUUAGUAGGAUAAAGGGAAAUAGCCCUUUUCUGUUUGGGAAGGGAAAGAUAUAGCGAGACUCUUUCUACUACGGAUCCUUUUAGUCGAGCCAGCCUUAGGCUUCCCUUCCUUAAUAAAAAAUAAAGAGUAGCUCUCUUUCUCUUAAAGUGUUUCACUACUUCACAAAGUUACUGCGUACCUGAACCUUAUAUUAUAAUAUAACAGUCUCUCUUUCUUGACUAAGCCCCGCUUGCUUGUUCUUAGAGUUUGAUUGCUGCAACGGAUUUGAAGCUUACUUCUUUUUUUAUCUACUGAACCUGGGAAAGGAGCCUACUUUGAUAGUGUAGUCAGGGCCUACUGAAU
Molecule: messenger RNA, 1083 nt
Organism: Durio zibethinus
Lineage: Eukaryota; Viridiplantae; Streptophyta; Magnoliopsida; Malvales; Malvaceae
Source: RefSeq, a predicted model, not a curated record